Molecule: messenger RNA, 1893 nt
Organism: Engraulis encrasicolus (European anchovy)
Lineage: Eukaryota; Metazoa; Chordata; Actinopteri; Clupeiformes; Engraulidae
Product: PDZ and LIM domain protein 3-like
Exons: 8
Coding region: 363-1553 (396 amino acids)
Biological process (GO): muscle structure development; heart development; actin cytoskeleton organization
Cellular component (GO): filamentous actin; stress fiber; Z disc
Molecular function (GO): actin binding; muscle alpha-actinin binding
Source: RefSeq, a predicted model, not a curated record
CACACACACACACACACACACACACACAUGUACUCACAGAGUUUAAAAAGGGGUGCUGGGGCAGGAGCUGCGUGCCAAUCAGCAGCCGAGGACAGAGAGAGAAAGAACGACAGAGAGAGGGAGGGAGAGACAGACAGAGAGAGAGAUUAGACUGGGAGAAAGAGGUGAGAAAGAGGAGGAGAGGAAAGGAGAGGAGAGAGGACGGCACUGAUUCUCUGACUGCCACAACUCUGACUGACUUGGGACUGUACAAAGUGGAGAGACGUUGAGGAGAACAUUUUUUAAAAAGGAGUCAGAAAAAGAAGAAGAAGAAAAGAGAGAGACAGAGACAGAGGGGGAAGCCUGUUCAAGCUAAAGGCGAAAUGCCACAGAAUGUGACCCUGAUGGGACCGGCCCCCUGGGGGUUCCGUCUUACUGGGGGCAAGGACUUCAACCAGCCACUGACCAUCUCACGGGUGACUCCUGGCAGCAAGGCAUCUCUGGCUAACCUGUGCCCUGGUGACAUCAUCCUGGCCAUAGAGGGGGAGUCAGCUGAGGGCCUGAGCCACGGAGAAGCACAGCUGAAGAUUAAAGACUACAUCAACCAGCUUAACCUCAAAAUCGAGAGACCUGAAACCUGGCUUUGGUCUCCAGCAGUCCCCACAGACGACGGCAAAGUGAACCCUUUCAAAAUCAACCUGGAGGCCGAACAGCAAGAGUACAAACCCAUCGGCACAGGGCACAACCGGAGAGCCCAGCCAUUCGUGGCCACCACCCUUGACGAAAACCGGCAGGUGGUGAGCUCAUCCUACAACUCCCCCAUAGGGCUCUACUCCGCAGGCAACAUCCAGGAUGCCCUCCACGGACAGAUACGAGGCCUUGGAGGGGAUAGGCCAGACAGCCCAUGCUCAGCACAAGCGCAAUGCCCUAUGGGAAAUGUAGUUCAGGCUGGCAGUAAUCCUCCACAGCCCUCCACAGUCACUCCUUCUGCCACCACCUCCACCACUAACCCUGACCCUGACCAGGUGCCAGUCCUUGCUGCCCAGUAUAACUGCCCCAUCGGUUUGUACUCAGCAGACAAUGUUGCUCUUGCUCAGCAGCAGGCUCAGAUGUCUACUGCUGGUGAGGGAGACUCGUCACCAAGUGGGAAAAUGCUGUCAUCCAUCGAGGACUCCCAUGUGUACCGAAUGCUAACAGAUAACCAGGAGCCGACUCACGAACCCAGACAAUCCGGGUCCUUCCGCGCUCUGCAGGACUACAUAGACAGUGAUGGUAGCAGACCUCUGGUGACGAGAAGCGUCAGAGCUCCAGUGACAAAGCCCUCUCAGGCGGGCAGUACGCUGUCCAAGCUGCCGCUGUGUGACAAGUGUGGCCAAGGCAUUGUGGGUCCGGUGGUAAAGGCAAGAGAUAAGUACCGCCACCCGGCUUGUUUCGUGUGUGCCGACUGUGAUGUCAACCUGAAGCAGAAGGGUUACUUCUUUGUGGACGGCCAGCUGUUUUGUGAGACGCACGCCCGACAACGCACAGCACCUGUAGAUGGACACGACCUCGUCACUGUUUACCCUUCCAGUUAGGCACAGACAAAACAAAGCACAUUUAAGUGAGACAGGCAAAACAAAAAGAUAGACUUGUAUGUAGACAAUGACAAAAAUGCAGUGAGUGAAUCAUGCCAGAAUUCACUCAUGCCAGUUUUGAUGCACUGAAAAGGAUUUUUCCCCUUCCAAGACCGGUCAACUGCAGGGCUUUGAAUUCAGCCACUGUGUGUAUUAUUAUUGACAGCCAAUGAAUCUGUUUCUAACUUAAAUGUAGACAAACCUGACAUGUUCAACAUGUUCAACAAUACUGUAGAAAGGUAGAGGAAAACAUCUUUUAAAAAUGGUCUUAUCUUUGACUCUUUAUUGAUAUUAUGCUUCA